Molecule: messenger RNA, 824 nt
Organism: Setaria italica (foxtail millet)
Lineage: Eukaryota; Viridiplantae; Streptophyta; Magnoliopsida; Poales; Poaceae
Exons: 1
Coding region: 82-621 (179 amino acids)
Molecular function (GO): enzyme inhibitor activity
Source: RefSeq, a predicted model, not a curated record
UAGCAUCCAUCAAGCAGAGAGACUAAUUGGAGAGAGAGGGGCCUGCAGGGCAGGUAAGCCAAACAGAGGCCACCACCUACCAUGGCUGCCUCGACUCUAAUACUCUCCGCCCUCCUCUUCGCGGCCGCCAUCGCCUCCGGCGCCGCCGGGGCGAACACGGCGCUGGACGACGUGUGCGCGCUCCUGGGCGGGUACUACGUGACGCCGGAGGCCUGCGCGUCGGCGCUCUGCCACGACCCGUCGUCGUCUCCCUGCGCCGCCGCGCGCGACGCGCACGCGGUGGCGGCGCUGGCGGCGAGGCUCGCGGCGGCGAACGCGACCGCGGCCAGGGACAGCGUCCGGGCCGCCGCCGCGGGCGAGGGGGCGGCGGCGAAGAAGGCGGGCCUGCUGUCGUGCCUGCAGCUGUACACGGGCGCGGCGGCGGCGCUGGAGUGGGCGGCGGGGUCCGUGGCCGCCGGGCGGUACCCCGGCGCACGGGAGGUGCUGCAGGCGGCGCAGUACGUGCCCAGCGGGUGCGACGGCAUGGCCACCGGCGCGGCGAUGCCUGCGGAGAACGGCGGGUUCGACAUGAUGGUCACCGUCGCGCACGCCGUCGUCGCCUCCUUGUCCAAGGGCUACUGACCAUCACGUCUUAGUACAUCAGGACAAAGUCGUUGUAAUAAGGCGCUGUAGCAACAACUCCAUGAGCCCGUUCAUGUUGUUGCCGUGCCAAUAGAUUAAUGGCGCAGCUUGCGUUUUGACAAGCUUUCAGGCUGAGCUCGUAUUGUUGUUCAUGUCGUGCGCGGUUGCGCGCCAUCAAAGUUACCUUGUGUUCGUUGGUUGAA